Pararge aegeria (speckled wood butterfly) is the source of this 1513-nucleotide messenger RNA. It is a transcript of the gene Las, whose product is annotated as lipoyl synthase, mitochondrial. Gene Ontology annotation, biological process: lipoate biosynthetic process. Gene Ontology annotation, cellular component: mitochondrion. Bases 146 to 1246 code for a protein of 366 amino acids. Lineage: Eukaryota; Metazoa; Arthropoda; Insecta; Lepidoptera; Nymphalidae. Gene Ontology annotation, molecular function: lipoate synthase activity; 4 iron, 4 sulfur cluster binding. The transcript is spliced from 8 exons. The record is from RefSeq and is a predicted model, not a curated record.
AAUGUCAGCCGCUUAUCACGUAACUUUGACAUUCACUGAUAAACCUAAAUUUAUUUGGAUUUCAAUAAUAAUUUUAUUAAUUAAUCGUGAAAUGAGCUCCUUCUGUGGCCGUAUAGUAUAUCAGUCCCUACAGUAAUCCUAAAAGAUGUUACGAAAUUCAAUUAAACCACACUUGUUGCCCAAAUGUCACGAGCUCCAGAGAUGUGCAUACUCAAGCAAGUUAGAUGCAAUAAGAGAAAAGCUAAGGGAAGGCCCAGGUUUAUCUGACUUUAUACCUGAUGAUAGGCCAAAGAACUGGGAUGAGUAUGAGGGUAAAUUAAAGAGGGAAAGAGGAGAGUCAGAGAGAUUAAGGUUGCCACCAUGGCUCAAGACUUCCAUACCUACAGGUUCUAAAUUUGGUGCACUAAAGGAACAAUUACGGAGUAUGAAACUAAGCACAGUUUGCGAGGAAGCCCGAUGUCCAAAUAUCGGAGAAUGCUGGAGUGGAGGCAAGAAUGGCACCUCCACUGCUACCAUCAUGUUGAUGGGAGACACGUGCACACGAGGAUGUAUGUUUUGUUCAGUGAAGACGUCCAGAGCACCCCCACCUCUAGAUCCCGACGAACCUGUGAAUACAGCGAAAGCUAUACACGAAUGGGGAGUUGGCUAUAUUGUACUUACUUCUGUUGAUAGAGACGAUCUGCCUGACGGGGGUUCCGCACAUUUUGCGGAGACUGUUAGACAAAUUAAAAUUCGGAGCAAGGAGAUCCUUGUGGAGUGUUUGUCGCCCGACUUCCGCGGCGAUCGCGCCUGCAUCGCGACUGUCGCGGCGAGCGGACUGGACGUGUUCGCGCACAACAUUGAAACAGUGGAGCGACUCACGCCCUUCGUGCGGGACAAACGGGCCGGAUACCGGCAAACCCUCAAAGUUCUAUCUACAGCGAAAGAGAUCAACCCAGACCUGCUCACCAAGUCUUCUAUUAUGCUGGGCUUAGGGGAAACCGACCAACAGGUGGAACAGACUAUGAAGGAUCUGAAGUCCGCUGGCGUGGAUUGCGUGACCUUGGGCCAGUACAUGCAGCCAACCAAGCGGCAUCUGAAGGUGCACGAAUACGUCACCCCCGCCAAGUUCAAGCAGUGGGAGGAGUACGGCAACCAGUUCGGGUUCCUGUACACAGCCAGCGGGCCGCUGGUCAGGUCCUCGUACAGAGCUGGGGAGUUCUUCAUCGCCAGCCUACUGCGGGACAAGAAGGCCAGCAGCUUAUGAUACGAUGAGAGACACGGCGAUGUGUAAAGUGCUAGUCGAGUCCUAUAUCCACAAUCAGAAAUUACUGAAGUUAAACUUCUUUAGAAUCGUUGUCGGUCAAGUACACAUAAAUGUAUGGGAGACAAUGAGAUAUAAUUAUUUUAGUUACCAUGGGAACUAAUGUGUAAAUAAAGAAUCAAACACAUGAAUAAAUAAAUUUACUACGACAUAAACACAUCGCCAUCUAGCCCCAAAGUAAGCGUAGCUUUUGUUAUGGGUACUAAGAUG